Molecule: messenger RNA, 6027 nt
Organism: Chenopodium quinoa (quinoa)
Lineage: Eukaryota; Viridiplantae; Streptophyta; Magnoliopsida; Caryophyllales; Amaranthaceae
Exons: 10
Coding region: 260-5629 (1789 amino acids)
Molecular function (GO): protein binding
Source: RefSeq, a predicted model, not a curated record
UUUAGAUUCACCAAUUCAGAUCGGUUUUUGACAGCUGUAGAUGGGGGGUAUAUUUGAAAAACUAACUCUUGUCUGCCCAAUUUUGAUAUUCCUUCCCGUCGAACUACUUUGCUUUGGUUGCUUCCUUCCUGUUAUUACUCAUUCACUCUCUUUUUAAGGGUUUUUAUUUUGCGCCUUCCUCCUCCACUUCGACUCUCCUCUCAUCUGUGGAACCCUCUUUUUCUCUCUCCUCUUCGAUUUCCUCCAUUUUCGAUCAUCAAUGGCUUCCUCCGACUCUCGCAAUCGCAUCACUGUUACUCCUCCCAACCAGAUCGCCAAAGAUUUCCCUGGGCUAGACAAUCCUAUCCCGCUUUCACCUCAAUGGCUCCUCCCUAAGCCAGGGGAGACUAAGACUGGGAUGUCACAAGGGGGAAAUCGCCCAAGUCCUUAUCCUGGAUACGGUGAUGGCCCAGAUGUCAUCAAGCCUCCAGGACAUGGUGAGGAGAUGCAUGAUAGCCAGAAGAAAAAAGAUGUUUUCAGACCAACUUAUCUUGAUCAAGAAUCUGGGCGUCGUGAUCGCUGGCGUGAUGAAGAAAGGGACACUAACCCAUUAGGUCGUAGAGACCGUUGGAGGGAGGGAGAAAAAGAGAUUGGUGACGGUCGGAAGACUGACCGGUGGAUUGAUAACCCGUCCAGUAAGAACUUUGGAGAAGCACGUCGAGUUCCAGCUGACAGAUGGGCUGAUCCUAGUAGGGAGAAUAACUAUGAUCAGCGCCGUGAGAGUAAGUGGAACACACGCUGGGGUCCCGAUGAUAAAGAGAUGCCUCAAGAUAAAGGGCAGUCACUUACAGCUGCUAGUCAUGGGAAGGAUGAGAGGGAUGGUGAUCAUCAUCGGCCAUGGAGGCCUAGCUCUUUGCAAAAUCGUGCAAAAGCAGAACCACCACAUCACCAGCCUCAAAUGACUAGCAAAGAAGGUCCUACAUUUGGCCAUGGGAGAGGUCGUGGGGAUAAUGCAACUUUUUCUGUUGGUCGUGGAAGGGCUACUUUUGGUGCUGGGAGCAUCAGUAACUAUUCUGUUCAUUCUCAUUCCUCAGGUUUUAAUUCUGAAAGAGGUGAUAAUGGUCAUGAAGAACCUUCUCCUUUCAGUUAUAAUAGGACAAAGUUGCUUGAUAUUUAUCGGCUGACCGAGAUAAAAUCUUCAAAUAAGAUAUUGGAUGGAAUGAAGCAAGUUUCCUCUCUUACUCAGGAAGAACCUCUGGAGCCUCUGGCACUAUGUGCACCUACUUCAGAAGAAUCCGUUAUUAUGAAGGGAAUUGACAGGGGGGAAAUAGUUAGCAGUGGUGCACCCCAGAAUUCUAAGGAUGGAUCUGCUGGACGAAGCUCAAAUGAUUUUGCUCAAUCAAGGCGAAUAAAACAUGGUACCAAUUGGAGCAGAGAUGAUGUAUCUCUACCUCCCGAUGAAGCCCAUGAUAAAGGUACAUAUGGCUCAAAUGUCACGAUGGAUGGCAGUGAAAGUCAUCAGAUGUAUGCUGAGAAUAGAUAUAGAGUUCCAGCAGCUGCAAGAGAUGAUGAUUCUUCUUUAAAGAAGGGUGAUGAAGUCACGGAUGACAAAGAUUCUGGCAUCAAGGGACGUGUUUAUCCUCAGUCGGGAACUCCCUGGAGAUCACCUUCGCUGGAAGAGCAUGCUCACUCAUGUGAUUGGUUUAAUAGUCCAACUGGUGUUCUCUCUAGAAGCUCUGACAUUAGCUGGACACAAGCACCAAAAGAUAGCUCUAAUGUUUUACCUGAUUCAUCUUAUGUUCACAAUGAACUCAAAUGGCAAGCUGGUGAAGAUUCUGCUGUCAGAAAACAUCCUGAUAUGACAGCUGAUCUGGAGCAAGAAACAAGGAAACUCUUACAACCUUCCCCGGAGGACAUGCUUCUUUAUUAUAAAGAUCCACAAGGUCAAGUUCAGGGUCCCUUUUCAGGUAGUGAUAUAAUUGGGUGGUUUGAGGCUGGGUAUUUUGGCAUAGACUUGCGAGUUCGGCCAGUAAAUGCUCCAAUUGACUCUGCAUUCUUCUUACUUGGUGACGUGAUGCCCCACUUACGAGCUAAGGCAAGGCCACCACCUGGGUUUAAUACAGCAAAGCAGAAUGAGGUAGCAGAUGUAUCUAGCAUUCCUGGUUUAAGUGGAUUUGGGAAGCCCCUUCCUGUUCCUACUGGGGCUGAUUUGCUUGGAAAUGAGCAUAGGCUUACCCGUGGAACUUCAACAGAAGCAGAGAACAAAUUUCUGGAGUCAUUGAUGGCUGGAGAUGUCAGCAGUUCUCACAUGGAGAGAUUUGUCUCAAAAGGACUGCAAGGAUUUGUAGGACAGACUUCGAGUGGUAUGCCUCCCCCGGGAGCUGAAAGUGCAGAUGCCCUCAACCUCUUGGCCCAAAGAAUCAACCUAGAACGACAAAAAUCAUUGAAUCAAUCUUAUCUGUACUGGCCGAAUAGAGAUGGAGCCCCUGUAGUUCCAAGCCCUGACAUUGUUAUGAACUCUUCUGUGCCACAGGCAAAUCUCCAUUCAACAAUUGGUGAUAUUCCCCUACAAUCUCUUCCUCAGAAUGUUGAGAUGAUGUCCAUUCUUCAAGGAUUGUCUGAUAGGCCUUCUAGUGGGGUGAACAAUGGAUUAAGUGGUUGGCCAAAUUUCUCUGUACAAGGUGGCAUUGAUCCAUUUAAAGAUAAAAUUGACUUGCAUCACGGACAGAAUUUUCCUCAAGUGCCAUAUGGAAUGCAACAGCAUAAGCUGCAGCCACAAAAUCAUCCAUCCAUGACAAAUUUACUUGCCCAGUCUCUGGACAACCCUACCAUUGUGCCUGACAAGCUACUCUCAGCUGGUCUUAUGCAGGACCCUCAAGCAUUAAAUAUGUUACAGCAGCAGUAUCUGCUGCAAUUACAAUCUCAACAGGCCGUCCCAGGACAGCUGUCAUUGCUGGAUAAGAUUCUACUGCUUAAACAGCAACAAAAACAUGAGGAGCAGCAACAGUUAUUGCGACAGCAACAACUGUUGCUUUCUCAGGUUCUGUCUGAGCAGCAGCUUGUUCAACGCUUUGGUGAUCCAGCUUUUGGACAAUUACAAACAUCUGCAUCACCUAUUGGAAAUACACCUGGUGACCAAUCUUUGGCUCAGCUCUCACCAUCAAUGUUCCAAAUUAACUCUCAAGUUCCUGUUUCUGGUGUGCCAGAUGAUAGGAAUAUCAGCAUUGCCAAUAUGCCUCCAAAACUUUCUCAGGAUUUGGGUCAUCAAGUACCUGCAGAGGGCUCUUCUUUGCACCUACCUCAUCAGAUGUUAGGAAUGCCUCAGAAUAACUGGCCGUCUAUGUCAACAUAUGCCGAUAGCAAUAAGAACCACUCUUUAUCAUCAGGAUCAGAAAUAAUGGAAAAUAUUGCCCCCUCUGAAGCAAUGGAGAAACCUUUGAGUGCUGCUGCAAUUGAACAUUCCAAUUCUGAUUUAAGUGCACCGUCUUUUUCGGACCAGGUGGUGGAGAGCAAUUUAAAAACAGCCCCACUUCCUACUUUGGCUGCAGACACAGGGAUGAGUUUGUCAACUGCUGAUUUUGUACCUUCAGAGUUUUCUGAAUCAUCUGCUAGCAGAUCCUCUGUGGACCCUCAGGGAAAUGAGAUAAAGCUUACAUCUGCCAGUGCUCCUGAGGAAAACUCUGUCAAAGAGAGUCGUGAAGAGCUAUCAGCUUUAAAAGAAGUAAAGAACGUUGAAGCACGUGAGGUUAAGAAAACUUCUGAUAAGAAAUCAAGAAAGCUCAAGUCUUCCAAGGCACAACCAUCUCAUGACCAGGUGAAGGGGGCUUCCAAAGUGUCUAAUUUGCAGAAAUCUAAGCAAUCUGAAGCUGAAGGAGCACUUAGUGCAAACAAGUCGGAUGUGUCUGUCACUGCCAAAGGUGCAUUAGAUGGAACGCUUAUGGAGAUGGCUAGGGAAAUAGAGAACACACCAGAAAUUGAGCUUUCUACUUCACCUAAUCAUACUGGCAGUGCUUUUGAAUCUAUGGAGGGCAAAGGUGAACAGAAACAGAGUGAUUCUACUACACAGAGAAGUGCUCAGGUGAAUUCUGCUCAGAGGGCUUGGAAACCAGCUGUUUCUGUGAAGCCGAAGUCACUUUUAGAAAUUCAACAAGAAGAGCAGAAGAGAGCACAAAUGGAGAUCCCUGCUUCUACUGUCUCUGCCUCUGUUAGUCCUAUGAGUUUCUCCUCUCCUUGGGGUGGAGUGGUUGCUCAUGUGGAACCGAAAGUGGGUAAAGAAAUUCACCCAGAUAGUAAUAUUAGUGAGCAUAUAGGUAAAAUGGAGUUACCAAAGAGCAAGAAGAGUGGGUUACAUGAUCUUUUGGCUGCAGAAGUUUUAGCAAAGUCUAGCAACAGAAGUACUGUGACUGACAAUUCUAUAAGUCUCCCUCCUUUACCAACAAUGUCUAGUCAGCCAGAUGUGGUUGAUGAUGAUAAUUUUAUUGAGGCUAAAGAUACCAAGAAGAGUCGCAAGAAAGCUGCAAAGGCUAAAGUUGCUGGUGGAAAGGUUUCAGCAUCAGUGUCUUCUGCUGAUGUGGCUGUUUCAUCCAGUCCUGUUGAGAAAGUAAAAAGUACUAAGCAUAUACAAGCUGUAAAGGAAGUAUUGCCUGUACCACCAUCUGGUCCAUCUCUGGGAGACUUUGUUCUAUGGAAGGGUGAAUCAACUAGCCCUUCUCCAGCUCCUGCAUGGUCAUCAGAUUCUGGUAAAUUUCCCAAGCCCACAUCACUGAGGGAUAUUUUGAAAGAACAGGGGAAGAAAGGAACCCCAGCUCAGCAGUACGCACCAACAUCAACUCCGCCAAAACUUAAUACCACUCAGACGCGACCAGGCUCCUGGUCAGUUUCAGCUUUAUCCCCAUCAAAAGCUGUAUCUCCUAUUCAGGGCAAUUCCCAACUCUCUACACAAUCCAAGUAUAAAGGAGAAGAUGAUCUGUUUUGGGGUCCACCGGAUCAAUCAAAGCAAGAAGCCAAACAGUCAGUCUUUCCUCAACUUGGCAACCAAGGGAGUUUGGUAGCCAAAAGCACCCCUGUAAAAGGAACUCCUGCAGCUUCUAUCAGCCGACAAAAGUCCACUGGUAGCAGGGCUGUGGAGCACAGUAUUACAUCUUCACCUGUCUCUUCUCAGGUUUCUGGGAAAGGGAAACGAGAUGGAAGUACUAAGCACUUGGAGGCAAUGGACUUCAGACAUUGGUGUGAGACUGAAUCAGUUCGGCUUACUGGAAGCAAGGACACGAGUUUCCUAGAAUUUUGCUUGAAGCAGUCCAGAUCUGAGGCUGAGACGCUUCUUGUAGAAAAUCUUGGAUCUUUUGAUCCAAAUCAUGAAUUUAUUGAGAAGUUUUUGAAUUACAUGGAGAUGCUGUCAGCGGAUGUGCUGGAGCUUGCCUUUCAAAGUCGGAAUGAUCUGAAGGCCUACAACAAUGGUGCCAGAGACAUGAAUUUCGACUAUUCACGUGGAAGAGACUUAGAUAGAGACGGUGUAGUGAGUGCUGAUGGGUCGACUAAAGGAGGGAAAAAGAAGGGAAAGAAAGGAAAGAAGGUGAGCCCCGCUGUAUUGGGGUUCAAUGUCGUGAGCAACCGCAUCAUGAUGGGUGAAAUCCAGACCUUGGAAGAUUAAAAGAGGUGCCCGUUUUGUAAAUACAUUUGUCUGGACUUUUUGUAAAUGGUUUUCCUUUUUAGGCCUUCUAUUCCUCUCCAUUAUAGAGCAACGUAAGCAGUAACCAGUCUGUCCGCCGCUUAAGCCAAUUUUGUGUACUUGUAUCUUGUAAGGGCCCUUUGUUUUGUGGCUUCACAUAGAACUAACAAGCUUUGGUAAACCUUUUUUGACCUUUUGGCCGCUUUGUUUUUCUUUUUCAAAAUAUUUUGAAAUUUGUAUUAAUAGAGAUAGCACAGCCAAUAGUCUUGUAGCCAUGACAUAGUGUACGUAGAUGGACUGAAAUUCAUGUUGACUUGUAUGCUUUUCAUGAAAUAUUAAUAGGCUAAUGUUAGUGACUAACUGUGCAGUUUUAAAUUUGU